Molecule: messenger RNA, 1883 nt
Organism: Rhopilema esculentum
Lineage: Eukaryota; Metazoa; Cnidaria; Scyphozoa; Rhizostomeae; Rhizostomatidae
Product: sodium-dependent phosphate transport protein 2B
Biological process (GO): sodium-dependent phosphate transport
Cellular component (GO): membrane
Molecular function (GO): sodium:phosphate symporter activity
Source: RefSeq, a predicted model, not a curated record
AAAGCUUUUUGAUUGGCUGUAUUGCUCGGACCACGUUGACAGGUGGUAUGAUAACUGCUCGUGAUUACUAUACGAGUUUGUAGUUGGUAAUGGUGGCUGAGUCGUGGCUGUAGAUCACUACCUGGGUUAAAAAAAGUGCGAAAUGGGCAGACACACCAUAGAAAUUGAUUUGAAUGAAAGCGCGAAAGGAGAAAAGGUGGAGAAGGAUCCAUUCGGAAUCGCAGACGAUGUUGAAUUAGAUGAAGUAAAAUGGUCAGAUCUGCCAACCCGAACAAAAGUCGGCCGAACUGUGAAGACGACAACCAAACUUUUGGUUCUUCUUGCGCUCUUGUACCUGUUCAUCUGCUCCUUGAGUUUCCUGAGCUCAGCCUUUCGUCUUCUUGGGGGAAAGGCAGCUGGCGAGGCAUUUUCUUCAAACAAGGUUCUCAAAAAUCCAGUGGCUGGACUAAUGAUUGGAGUUUUGGCAACGGUUCUUGUCCAAAGUUCGUCGACAUCAACGUCCAUCGUUGUUGCGAUGGUAGCUUCGAAAAUACUCACUGUUCAAACAGCCAUACCAAUCAUUAUGGGAGCAAAUAUUGGCACAUCUGUAACUAACACAUUUGUAUCACUGGCCCAAGUUUCAGACAGAGAUCAGUUCAGACGUGCUUUUGCUGGAGCAACAGUGCAUGAUAUGUUCAACAUCCUCUCUGUCCUGGUCUUUCUGCCAAUUGAAGUUGCCUGUGGGUACCUGUAUCAUCUAACGAACAUUCUUAUCAAGAAAAUGAAUCUCCACCAAAGUACAUCUUCAACAAAAAAGGAAUUUCUCUCAAAGCUUACCAAACCCUUCACAAAUCUCAUUAUUCAACUGGAUAAAGGUGUGAUUACAAAAAUUGCCCAAGGUGACAAAGAUGCAGCAUCUAAAAGUCUUAUAAAAUACUGGUGUGACAAAGGAAAGAAACAAGUGAUCGAAAUCCAAGCCCAGAAUGCCACGAAUGCUACAUUAAACAACACAUUCAUCAACAAAACCAUAACUGUACAUUCCAAACCAUGUGCAUUUCUUCUUCAUGAUACUGGGCUUAGUGAUGGAGUGAUUGGGUUGAUCAUGCUGCUUGCAUCUCUUAUUAUUCUCUGCUUUUGCUUAGUUGGUAUUGUAAAACUACUUCACUCAAUGCUUCAAGGCAGAAUAGCUACUGUGAUCAAGAAAACUGUGAACAAUGACUUGCCAAAACCUUUUGGUUUUUUAACUGGAUAUCUGGCAAUUGUUAUUGGUGCUAUAAUGACAAUAUUGGUUCAGUCAAGUUCAAUUUUCACUUCAACCCUAACGCCGCUGGUCGGUUUGGGUCUUGUUAGCCUAGGAAGAAUUUUCCCAUUAACAUUAGGAUCAAAUGUAGGUACAACUGGAACAAGUCUUCUUGCAGCAAUGGCCAGCUCUGGUGACAGUCUCCAGUAUUCAAUUCAAAUAGCACUCUGUCAUCUUUUCUUUAACAUCUCUGGAAUUUUGGUAUGGUACCCAAUUCCUGCAAUGCGGAAGGUUCCUCUGAGCAUGGCCAAGUUCCUUGGUAAUACAACUGCAGCCUACAGAUGGUUUGCCCCAGUGUACAUAGCUUUCUUCUUCUUUGUAAUUCCAGGAACAGUUUUUGCACUAUCAGUUGCUGGUCCAGAAUGGUUGCUUGGCAUUGGUGGCUCCACAGCCAUAUUGCUCAUUUUCAUUUCUGUAGUGAACAUUCUUCAAAGUAAAACACCAAGAUACCUUCCAAAGGUGCUGAGGAAUUGGGAAUGGGCGCCUAUGUGGAUGCGCUCAUUGGAGCCAUAUGAUAAGUUUCUUGUGAAAAUUGCUAGUUUCACAAAGAGAUUACGGACUGGAAAAAGCAAUAAAAGUGAAAUUAUGAUUCACUUACAAACAG